AUGUUUACAAUUUCUAUCCACGAAGGAUACGCCCUAGGUACCCUCACCAUGGUUAUGGCUGCUAUAGAUACUGCAGAAUCAUCUUGAGAAGUGUCACCUUCAAUAAAGGGCAAAGCGGGUGAAAAUAAAUAUGUUUAUCAAGAACGGAGUAAUUUACUGGAACAACGAACUUCUUGUAUUUUGAAGAUUGAUAGGUUUGUCCUUUGUCGUCGUAGUCGGUUUGAGCUUUUUUUGUGCAAAGCUCUAAAGCUGCUUGCCCUUCGGGAUCCAAGGUGCUCGCCGGUCAUUGUAACGCGCUAGAGGCUCCGUAUAAGUUCUCAUUCAACUAUCCGGAGGGAGAUGAUGGCUGGUCUUGCGGUGGGUUUAGUGGCAUGAAGUAUUUGCAAAUGUUCUGCUCUGCGGAUUUCCCAAUACGGAUGGUUGGAUUACGGCACCCCAUGCUACAAAUUUAAAUUUUUUUAUUCUAUCAUCUCCUAUGUCUAAUAAGCAAUGUCCAUGUUUCUUAAUAGUAGGUGGUUACGUUGAACUGCGACAGGGAAACGAGCAUGACCUUGAACGUUAACCCAUUACUUGACUUGAAGAAUUUGGGAAGAUGCAGCGUGCGUUCCACUGCUAUAAUUUGGAUUCUGUAUACUUAUGAUCUUUGGUACUUGAAUCGUGUUACAACUGCAUCUUGUCAUUUCAUCUGGUUUGUCUUUGACAGUAUCCGUAUCAUCUAUUUGACUAGUCACCAUCUGGUGCUCUCUAAGUUUUCUGGGGCCAUUCGACGAUUGGGGCCACGUGUAUUGCCCGCCAGGUUACAGCCACCUCUUAUCAGGCGGUUGCAUUACUCGACUCGCAGAGGUGGGGUAUCAAGCUAGUCGUCCAUACUGUGGCGGUCUGGAUAUCUGCCAGCAUGACGCUAGGAUAUCUACACUCGUCGAGUCCGUGAAUCAUAGUACUGCUAUCUUUGUUUGACCCGGUGGAAUCAGUUCAUUGUGUCAAACCGAUCAGAUCAUUACACUUUACAGGUCGGAUAUUACUAGACUUGAGCGCCCGGUAGCACUCCUCCCACUAGGAUCCUCCAACCCCGGCACGCACUUCCUCGACCCCGGCGCGAUUCCGCUUCCCCGGCUCCUCCCCCGCCCGCCAACCGUCUGGCGGCGUUGAUCGUUUGAACAAGAGCCGGGCGGGGGACGGCGUGCGGCCAUUGAAAAAAAAAAGGCACAGGCCGAAGACGUUGGCCUGUCGGUGUGCUCUUCGCUUCUUUUGGCAGGUUUGGCCUUCUUUGCGUGCAAGUUGCAGCGCUCGAGUUUGCAACUUGUCGAGAUUCUUCUUCUUGUGAUACAAUCAAAAAGCUUGCAGUUGGAUUUUUUUCCGUUUCGUUCUUCUUGGAUAUAGUCAAAAAGUUUGGGCUUCCAGCCUCAAGCUUGAGCGCCUUUUUCCAGCAACAUCAAGAGAUGGACCCCACCAGCCUAGAAACUUUGAGACAUCGAGGCGCCGCCUUUAAUCUUAAGCGCUCAGCUUUGGGCCCUUAGCCUGGAGCUUUCAGUUUUGGGCUUUGGGCUUUCUGCUUUCAUUCUUGAGCCUUCGAUACUCAGUUUUGAGCUUCCAGCUUUGGGCUUUCAGCUUUGGGCCUUCAGCUUUGCGCCCUCAGCUUUGGGCUUUCAGCUUUGGGCUUUCAGCUUUGGGCUUUCAGCUUUGGGCCUUCAGCUUCGGGCUUUCAGCUUUGGGCUUUCAGCUUUGGGCUUUCGGCUUUGGGCUUUCAGCUGUGGGCCUUCAGCUUUGGGCCUUCAGCUUUGGGCUUUGGGAUUUCAGCUUUGGGAUUUCAGCUUUGGGCCUUCAGCUUUGGGCUUUCAGCGUUGGGGUUUCAGCGUUGGGCCUUGGGCUUUCAGCUUUGGGCCUUCAGCUUUGGGCUUUCGGCUUUCAGCUUUGGGCCUUCAGCUUUCAUCUUUGGGUUUUCGGCUUUCAGCUUUGGCCUUUCAGCUUUGGGCAUUGGCUUUUCAGCUUUCAUCUUUCAGCUUUGGGCUUUCAGCGUUGGGCUUUCGGCUUUGCGCUUUCAGCUUUGGGCCUUCAGCUUUGAGCCUUCAGCUUUGGGCUUUGGCAUUUCAGCUUUGAGUUUUGGCCUUUCGGCUUUGGGCUUUGGCCUUUCAGCUUCGAGGCUUCAGCCUUGGGCUUUCAGCUUUCGGCGUUUGGGCUUUCAGCCUUGGGCUUUCAGCUUUGGGCCUUCGGCUUUGGAUCUUCGGCUGUGGGCUUUCAGGUGUGGGCCAUCAGCGUGACACCCUAAGGCUUAGGCUUACGCCCUCACUGGAAUGCUUUAAAAUUCUGAAGCUUCUGGGCAUCGCCGUGAACUUUUGAAAAGUUUCAAACUUUUCGGGGCUCAAGUGGUAAAAUAGCGUCGCGGCUGUAUCGCGUAAGUUCAGAAAGCUUGGAAAAUUUGGAAAGCUCGGAAAUUUCGGAAAGUUUGGAAAAUUUGGAAAGCUUGGGAAGCUUGGAAAGCUUGGAAAGCUUGGAAAGCUUAGAAAGCUUGGAAAGCUUGGAAAAUUUGGAAAGCUUGGAAAAUUUGGAAAGCUUGGAAAGCUUGCAAAGGCUGCAAAGGUUGCAAAGUUUGCAAAGCUUCAAAAGUUUGGAAAGCUGUGAAAGUUUGGAAAGUUUGGCAAGCUUCGCAGCUUUGGGAAAGUUGGGAGAGCUGGGAAAUUUGGGAAAGCUGGGAAACUUGGGAAAGCUGGGGAAGUUGGGAAAGCUGGGAAACAAAGCUGGGAAACUUGGGAAAGCUGGGAAGGUUGGGAAAGUUCGGGAGUCAGAAGUGGAAGAGCCUUGGGCCCGGAAGUGGAAGGCUGAGAUUUUCUUUGGCGGGGUUGUUGUUGUUUUUUACUUUAGCUCUUUAAUGUUUUUGCAUGCUUUUUCUGGUCGUGCAGAGACUGAGAUAAAUCAUGUGUAUCACACAGCCUAUUUUCCUAUCACACACAGUGCAUUGGAAUGCUUGGGAGUGCGGUGGAGGUGGCACCUCAAAAAGCAUCUUCGCGCUGUGCACUAAUGAUGUUGGCGCUCAGCUGAUUUCUAGACAAUAUGCGUUUCUACAUGGAGACUGGAAAAGCACUGCGUGCCCAAGCAGCGACUUCAUCUCAGUGGGUGUAGGGUGUCGAACGUCGGCUGACCAAUUUCAGGUAGACCGAAGGACUUAGAUAGUUGUGUCCUCCUAGUGAGGACGACGGCUCGUAAUUUUGAAAGUUUAGAAAUCUAUAACGAGAUUAUUCAAGAAGGCGCUUCAUUCCGUGGCAGUCUUUUGAUCACUUCUAUAACUGAAGCGAAUUCGUCUCGCCGGUAUUUAGAUCUACUUACAAUUACUACCAGAAAUGCCACGAUGAUAAGGUAGCUUGAGUGAGAUCAUUCUACAAUCGGUCUAGCGUUCGUACUUCUCAAAGUACAUGAUUUGAAGAUCUGUAGUAUCUUCGAUCAAUCUCGUUUCUCACACAUGAUUGUACUCGCGCUGUCAACCACCAAUCAGGGCGCGCAGGCUGGUUAUUCCGCGGAGGGGUAUGGUCUGAUUGAUCUUUCUAAGAGGGAUAUAUGGCAAAUUUUUCAUCAUUCAAGAACGUGACUAGUUGUAGAAUUGGUUGUCCGACCCGACUUCGCUUAUAAUCAGUUUCCUUUGACGAGGACGAGGAAGUCAAGAGAACAGGCGUCCUAAGGGAAUGAAGUCAGGGAAGCGAAGGCAAGUGAACAAACAUGAGCACUAGAAAAACGGCUGAUUAUUAGAUGUCACUGAUGCGAGGAUGAUGACGAAAGUAUUUCUAAAAAAUAGGGCGGCUUGCGUUGGCUGGGGCUGUGCUACGCCUUGGUGCUGGAAGGAGAUUCAUGCCAUCUGCGUGAACCGGCUAUGGCGUUUUAUUCGAUUUUUCUGCAUUGAUUCCUACUGAUCGUAAUUUGUUACGAUCGUAGUUGUCUUAUAUAUUUCUAUGUAAACACUGAAAAUCAUUUACCUCAGCCACUUGGGAUAGUUGAUUAUCCCUUCUCUCCGGAUUCGAAUCGAUUCCUGAUAAACCAUCAUUAUACCGAGAUGCAAGGAACAAAAUUUAAAUAACAAAACGAAUAUGCUUGUAUAACACGUUUCUAAGAUAAGCAACGGAUGCGCCCGCGUAUGGUGCAGUACGCGUACUGUAUGAAAUUAAUGGGGAUUAUGUCGAGCAAGCAGAGUACGACUACUGGAAAGGCAGACUAUUACAAGACUCUAGGAGUUCUUCAAGCGAGGUUAAGGCAAGUUAAUAAUGCUAUUUCGUACCGUAGUACUAGUGCUUGUGAUCAUGAUGUUGACAUGAGAGAAAAAGUGUGGGUGUCGUACUACGAACUUUAAGUUUAGAUCAAUGUAUCUAGAGUUGGCUAUCAAUGAAAUUAGUUAGCAGCAGAUGAAUUUGCAUUUGUCCUUCUCGUAAUCGUUUGGAUGUGAGAUGCAGGUUCAUUCAGCUUUUGACCACCAUGCCGUUCUUCUGCUAAUGAAACAGACGAAGAGAGGACGAACGAAGGCACAAUACACUCUGCUGGCCGAACCUCAAAUGUAGUGCGCGCAGCUCUAUGGCGCGAGAAGUACUGGGCGCAGCAAGGACGAGAUGAGCAAGAUUCGGCUUCAAAGUCAGCAGACGCGACGUGGGGCCGUAGACUGCUUGGCGGCGCGGACAGCGCAUUGUCUUCGGUCAGCAACCUGCUUCCUGGACGAAAGACAGACGACGAGGGCACUUUGGGGGUUUAUCAUAGAAGAGAAGGCUACGUGGAUCCCUCCUCGGGUCUGGGCGCCGCGGCCAGUGUUCAGCGAGGUUUGUCAUCAGAGGAGUCUGCAGAUGAUAAACGAAUGGUGAUCUCAUCGUCUUCCACAACAUCGUCGAUAGCUGCCUCUGGAUUGUCCGUGCAUCAAAGUAGUAAGAGGCGCUUGACAGCUGUCGCUGGAUUUCCUCCAUUAUCAGGCUACAAUACGAGCCACUGGCGAUACAACGGCUUCAAAGUGAACUGUCCAAUAAACCAGUGUGUUUACAUCAGGAGCGCACAACCCGCCUGGAUGAGUGUCGAUGGGAUGGGGAACCUCUUUGCCAGUAACCCAGGACAGGAUCCUAAUUGGGAUAGUGACUGCUGGUAUCUCAAAAUGGAAGUUAUGAACCUCUACUCACUACUCCAUCCUGCGAAGACGCAUCUUAGUGGAUAUCAUUCUUUUCAAUUUCAUCAAGGGGAGCAAAGUGGUGCUCAGAAGAUUACUUAGAUGCACUUAUGGCUUAGGAUGGGUCGAUGUAGAAGAGGUCUAAGAAGGGAAGCAUGGACAACGGUUCACCCUCUCCAGCCCAGGCCCCAGAUAUUUUCUUCCUGUACCAUCCGAUGCAGGGCAAAUACAUUUAAGUGUGGUUUUGUUUGACUGGAAGUCUGCAUACUUACAUAGUACGCAUCUACACUAAAGGACUACUUCAUACACCAGGCUUGUCCUGUAAUCUAAGCUACACACGAUUAGAAAAACGACUUCGCGUGACGUUUAAAUAGGAUCGUCUCUUGAGUAGUCAACGUAAACUCUCAAAAGUUGAAGAAGCGUCCAAGAUAAUAUUGCUAUACGUGUUCUAAGAGCGUUUCAAAUUAAUUUAUUCAAUCAUAGACCGGGGAUCGAACAGCUGUACCCCUCAUCGUUCUAAUUUCUUGGCGGGACUGAGAGCACACCAAAUCCGAUGGGCCAUGGUUUAGGCGGCGAGCUGUAUAGGAUUAAGUACGAAGAAAAAGAUUUCGCAGAACGGCUGACCGCGAGAAGUAAAGAGGACCACGGAUCCGGUGAACCAAACAUCCGGCACUUUCACGCAAACAGUCAGUGUUAUGGCGCAAAAACUAUACGCCAACGUUUGUUUUUGAAUUUGUUGUCACCAGUUUAGCUUUGGGGUUACUGCCGACGGUCCAGCGACGCUUAAAGCAGAUAAAGAAACGUAUUCGGCUUACACAAGUUUGCCGCAUCUUCUCUCCUUCAUGAAAUGCAAAUAGAGCUCGUAUGAGCCGCUAGUAUGCCGCUCAACAAGGUAGAGAUCAUACUGGGAAAUUCUGAAUAAAGUUGUAGUUGAGUCUUGAUAAAGAAUAACCGCGAACGUACUUUCACGAGAGUAAGUAUCAAUUGGCAAGCAGAAUGUGACCACGGACCUCGAACUGUGGUUCUAUGGAGUACUAGUAUUUAGACAGCUACUAGUUCUAAGAGCAGAAUUUUGGGGGAAACGGCGCAGAAGAGAUGUUCUAUAUAAUGGACCGCCAUGGACACGCAGCUUGCUACGAACCGACGGAUUUAUCGAAGACCUAUACCGGAUUUCACUGCGAGUUGGGAGGCCCCGUGAGGUUGCGUUCGAGCCAUGGCAAUUUCUUGGCGAUGUCGGACCAAACCGAUGUGGAGCAAAUGGUUCAGGUCGUGGACUCUGCGAUGGCCUACGGCGAAUUUCAUUUGAUCAAAUGCGGCUCCGACGCCCACUGUUAUGUCACUUGUUGAUGUUAUAGUACUAACAGGAAGAUGUCAACAUCUAUUUCCAGAAUCAGAUAUUUCAGGAAAAACCAUCUCGGGAAGUUCCGCAAAAAAUGAUUCGAGAACACAAAGUCUAAUGUUGCUUUCGGAGUGUGUCGCACGGGACGUGGCUGCAGGCGCAGCCCGAUGGCUCCUGGCGCUGGGCGGACGGUGGAGACGCUGCCACAGUGGGUCGUCGAGGCGCUUGGGAGCGUUUUGUGAUCACACCGCACCCGAAUGAUGGCGGAAAUAGGGCCUGCGUUGCCAGCAAAGCACAUGCGAAUAAGUACUACUUGCAGGAUGACAAUGACGGGGAUAUAGCGAAGCGCGAUGGCUCCGGAGAUGGAUGCUACGGCUGGGAAUCCUGGGAUAUCCUGACAUCCGAUUUUACGACCUAAAUUUAUCAUCAACAUGACUUUUUCGUCACGGUAGAGAGCGCCAAGCGAUUCUGGGUCCCUCGCUGUGGCACGUACAGUAUCUAUUUUGUCUUAUACCGCUUCGUUUUAUUUGUUGGAUUUGUAACAGCAGCAACUUCAACAUGUUCGUCUUUAUUGUUUGUGUCGAAAGAAAGUAGAGAAAUAGAUGCGAAAACAUUCUCCUGAAUAGCUCUAAAAGCGUGAACAACCAUGCGUGCCGGUGGUUUACCACGACGACAACGCCGCCUCCGAUGAGUGGCAUCCCGUAUCAUUACUACAAAAACGAUGAGACAGGGCAAGAGACGGAGUGUCCGCUUGGCACGUGUGUUUACAUCAUGUCCGCUAACAACAAGUGGCUGAGCGUAGACAGCAGUAAUAACGAUCCGAAAAUGGUUGACGGUGAUUCUCAGGGUAGUCCCACGGACGACGAAUGCUGGAAAUUUUUUCAAACGGGGUCGUACGACAGCAACAACGGUGGCAACUACAAGGCCACCGGAGCGACACAGUACUUUGUGCAGCAUGUCGCCACCCAGCGCUACUUGUGGGGUACAGACAGCAACUCAGUUGGUACCCAGUCGUGGGCAAUGCCAGGCGAAAAAUGGGAACUUCAUAAGGACGCAGAUGGGGCUGGGGCACGUGAACGCUUUAUCGUGGUGUCCAAGUUAAGUCACAUUUUUUUCAAAUGCAAAAAGUGUGAAGGAGUUAGUGCGUUUACCUCGCGUGUUGACUGGAAAAUGGAAAUAGGGAGCAGUCAUUUUUCGGAUCUACUUUUUUCGGGCAAGUAAGUAGGAAGUUGGGAUCGAUUGGGACAUUCAAACUCUCGCGCAGAGUAAAAUCCGGAGUAAAAUCAUUCUCAUGGAAUACUUACUUAUAAAAAAAGAAAACUCAUACCCAUGAGGACCAUCGAUCUUGCUCUCUCUAAGAAAACGAGAUAACAACAUGUCUCCGUAUGAGAUGCGGGAUCAUGUAGAAGUUGAUGACAUGCAGUUCGGAUCUGGAGGAGUGCAGGAGAGGUUCUGGGUCCGCGACCGACAUGGGAACAUGGCUUGCCACAAGACGCCUGACUUUUAUGAUGCGAUGAAAGACUCAGACUCUCUUACUUAGUUAGAAGCGUCGUUUCUUGCAGUUCUAAGGCCGAAGAGAUUGCUGGCCUAGAUGACGGUGAGGGUAUCCUGGUGAUAUCUUCUCAUUUUGAAAAUUGUUGUUGAAAAAUGAACGUGUUAUGCACGAAGCCUUUUGUUAUCGUAACACACGACGUCAUCUUCUAUGUAUAGCUGAUGUCACGUGCUAGAAACACGUCAUCAACAUGACUGAGAAGCGGUUGAAUAUGGUCGCGGUCUUGAUGUAGUAUCAUCGAAUCGGAAGUGGUCUCUUUUUUUAUGAUUAUACACUAGCCUCCACAAGCUUCGCCCGGCUUCAAGUUACUUUAGCACUUUCCUGCGGCCUCCCACGGGCUACAGCCGCUAGAGUAUUCGAAAACUCAAAAUAAGCGAGUUACUGACUGAAAUAAGGGAGGUAGCUUUGACAGCGCUACUCUUCCUUGUUCAGUAUCUCGCUUAUUUUCAGCAGUUUUUACUCGCUUAUUUCAGUUUUUCGAAUAGAGACAGCCCGCGGGUGAGCUGUUGCACCCUACGAAUUGACUACGACAAGAGCCGGGUGCCGGCGGUGGCCGACUCAGAUGCGUCGACUCAUGUGCAGGGGAUUGCGCUGCCUUCGGUUUUUUUUUGAGAUUGCCGGGGGGGUCAUGCAAAUUCUUAAGAAUUUGCAAGACCCCCACGGCAGUCCAACAAAAAAACCAGAAGAGAGCCACCAGACACGCACAAGAAUCCGCAAGCCCCAACGCACGCAAGCGCCUCGCGGUGGCGCCAGGCAAGAACGAGGGGCGACCUUGAUGGGCCAAACAAGACAAAGCAACGCAGGGCCGCGCUGCUUGGGUCUCUCUACGCGCUUACACCUGGCGGGGCUUCUUUGUUUCGUCAGAUGUCUCUCGUCAGAAACAGGCGGGCGCACUUCGCGGGGUCGUGCGGCGUCGCGCUUCGGGCUGUGGCUGAAGCCUCUCGGCUGGCUGACGUCUUUCACCAAGCUGGAGACUAAGGCCCUCCAUCAGGCUGAUGCCGUUCGUCAGCCCAACGCUCUGCGCCAGGCUGGCGGCGUUCGUCGGGCAGGCCGGCGCCCCUCGGCAGGCGUCUUGGGUCAGGCUGAGGCUUUUCGUCAGGGUCGGGCGACGUCUCUCGUCAGGCUGAAGCGCUUCGCCUGGCUGACAUUCCUCGCCGGGCCGAGACUCACGCCUUUGGUCAGGUUGAUGGCUUGCUUCAGCUCGGCGCCGUUCGUCAGGCUGAUGCACUCGCCAGCCAGGUGAGGCCUCUCGCCAGGCCGGCGCAAUGCUUCGCCAGGCGUCUGCCUUGCGUCGGAGGGAACAGGCUGAGCGGGGCCUUUCUUCGGGCUGCGGAUGUCUUUCCUUCGUAAGAUUGACCCCGUUCUUUCGUCGGACUGACGUGCUUCGCCAGAUUGACCGCGUUCGCCGGACUGACGUCCUUCGCGAAAGGUCUUCGCUAUCUUCAAGGGCCUCGCGCCACAGGGAGGCCUCGCGUCAGUUUUUCUGGCGGAGGUCGUUCGUCAGAUGUCUGCUGUCGCGGGUCUCACUCUUGUCGUGUCGGAGGUCUUGGGCCCAAAGGUCGUCUUUGGUCCACGCACAGGUCGCCGGUGGUCCACAGGUCGCCUGUGGCCCAAAGGUCGUCUUCGGUCCAAAGGUCGGCUUUGGUCCAGAGGUCGUCUGUGGUCCAGAGGUCGCUUUUGGUCCAGCGGCCGUCUUUGGUCCAAAGGUCGCCUUACUUUGGUCCAAAGGUCGCCCUACUUUGGUCCAAAGGUCGCCCUACUUUGGUCCAGAGGUCGAAGGGUCGCCUUACUUUGGUCCAAAAGUCGCCCUACUUUGGUCCAGAGGUCGGCGCACUUUGGUCCAAAGGUCGGCUUACUUUGGUCCAAAGGUCGGCUUACUUUGGUCCAAAGGUCGCCUUACUUUGGUCCAAAGGUCGCCUUACUUUGGUCCAAAGGUCGCCCUACUUUGGUCCAGAGGUCGCCGGGUCGCCUUACUUUGGUCCAAAAGUCGCCCUACUUUGGUCCAGAGGUCGGCGCACUUUGGUCCAAAGGUCGGCUUACUUUGGUCCAAAGGUCGGCUUACUUUGGUCCAAAGGUCGCCUUACUUUGGUCCAAAGGUCGCCUUACUUUGGUCCAAAGGUCGCCCUACUUUGGUCCAGAGGUCGCCGCACUUUGGUCCAGAGGUCGCCUGUGGUCCCGCGGUCGUCUUCGGUCCCAAGGUCGUCUUUGGUUUCAAGGUCGUCUUUGGUCCCAGUGUCGUCUUAAGUCCCAAGGUCUCCUGUGGUCCAGAGGUCGCCUGUGGUCCAAAGGUCGCCCCUGGGUCAAAGAUCGCCUUUGGGCCAAAGAUCGUCUUUGGGUCAAAGAUCGCCUGUGCUCCAAAGGUCGUCUUUGGUCCAAAGGUCGCCUUUAGUCCGAAGAUCGCCCUUGGUCCAACGGUCGCCCUUCGUCCAAAGCUCGUCUUUGGUCCAAAGAUCGGCUUUGGUCCAUGUGUCUUUGGUCCAAGGUCUUUGCCCUUUCGGUGGGCGGUCUUUCGUUGGCUGUCUCUCUUUGGACUUUUCUCCCCAGCUUGCGCCCCCACCCCCGUCGGCCAUUUUUCUGCCUUCUUUUCUGGUGGUCUGCCACGGGGCCGCAACGUAAAUCCCAACAAGGAAACGGCCGGAGGCUAUCGGGCUUGAGACUGAGGGGAAAGGGCAGGAGACUAUGGGCAAUAGCUUCGCGAAAGAAGCUGACUAAUCUCCGGUGGGUUAGGCGGGGAGUUUUAUGGCGGCGAUCAAUGGCGAGAUUAAUAAUAUAGAUUAAUAAUAUAGAUUAAUAAUAUAGAUUAAUAAUAUAGAUUAAUAAUAUAGAUUUUUUUUUUGUUAUGUUUUUUAUCUAUCAACUUAUAAGAAUUGUUUGCUCUUUUUUCUAAUCUUCAUCAACCGUCAAUAGCGGAUUCCAUUGCGAGAUUGGUGCGACAGUGCGAUUGAAGAGUAAUCGGGGUUUGUUUUUCGAAAUGAAUGAUGCGGAGACAGACUGGGGAAAAGGACAUCGCAUGAACAACAUGGAAACGCAGCAAGGUGAGUUUUAUAUCGUCAAUUGCGGCGGUGGCGCUGUAUGCUUGAGACAGAAAAUUAUGAAAAUUAGAUUUUUCUUUCUGUAAACAUCCGAGAUGAUCUCAAAGGAAUUACAUUUAGAGCAAAGAUUGAUAUACACCGACCUGAAGAAAGGUAGAAACGUAUUAAGGAAUGAAGGAAAUACUUCAUCGACGAGAGGGUCAUCAACAUGCAGCAACAUGUUCCCAUGAUACAUACUUGUAGUAGAUACUAGUGUGGUUAUGUUGGUACCAUGCUGCCUACUCUCUCGCGCCGUGUACUCAACGGCUGCGUUCUGUAGGGAAAGGUAAUAAGCUGAGUGUUAGAUGGAAUUCACUAGGCUCUAAGUCACAGAGUAUGCGCUGGACGAAGACGCGGUUGUCUAGUGGGACGCGAUACUGGGCUUCCACGACUCCGGCUUCGAUUUGGCAUGAACGAGGUUUGGGCAUCGGGCCGGAGGAAGAACGCUUGUUAUGACAGUGAAAUGAAUGUAAGUAUAGAAUGUAGGCCUUAUAUUUAGAUUAAGUGCGGGAAAACUAAGAGUACUUGAUGAUUAUCUAUCCUUUGUCAAAAGUAGUUUUGUAUCUAGCUUCUAGCGCUCAGUAGGAGGACAGAGCUUCUCGGCUCGCUUCACUAUUGUUCAUCAUUUAUCUUUGUGUCUGUGAAAUGCUUGCUUUCUCUGCGCGCAACCAAGCUGGUGCGUCGAACCAAACUCGAAACACUUGCAAUGAAUGUGAUUUGUGAUCUUACACUGUUUCGUCUUGGCGGUAGCAUAUGGUGGCUACUUGAGACGCCAUGAUGAAGAUGAUGCUACUACUUAGUCGUUAUUUCGAUGUUGAAGACUCCGCGUAGUAGUACAUGCAGAUACAUUACCCUCUUUCAAUCCGAGUGAACAACAUGUCCCUUCUAAGCUUGAACAUAACGUCACAUCCGUCUGUCGGUGGAAACUUCGCGUGCGUGAAAAGCCUGUACCAUGGUGAUCCGAAUGAUUAAGGGGCAUCACAUUACAUUUUCCAAUGAUAUGAUCCUUUGUCUCUUUUCAAAUAGAAAAGUUAGAAGCUGAAGAAAGUGGAUGCAAUGUCGCAUUGGAUCUCUAAGAUAACUAUUACCUGAGUGACGACCCAAAGCAGGGAGACUGGGACUACGCUGACACAGGAGUCAGCUCCUGCGGUACCAACGAAGCCUUCGAGAUCCUAGACGCGUAUGACUCCACACAACACAGGUGCCGCUGGUUCACCCCGCCGACAAUUAUGGCUUGUUGUAACAAGGACUCGUAGCUCUAAAUCAACAUGUAGUGGUAAGUACUCAGAAGCAAGAGAUAACCAUAACUUUCACCCAAUCGCUUGGUGAGACAAAAUUAUUCAUAAGGCAGAUUCAGUACAUGACGUGAGUCGGAUAAGGAAGGUUUCUGCUUCCUAUAAACCUGAAAGACAGGUCUUCGUCUCGAAAGUAAUGAACCAAGUCAAGUACUUGAUUUUUUUAUAUCGCAUCCCGUUCCAAUUUCCGUCGCGCAUCCACAUACUGAAAAAAAUUAUGAUAUUUUACACGAAAUUGAUUCCGAUGCGCCUUCCUCUGUCUAACUUACCAACCACGGAAGCUCCUUCUACCAUGCCGCCGAGGACCACAUCAACAUCGUCAACCACGACAGGGUCUACGACCACGACAUCGAUGCCUUACCAUAAGAUGCCGGGAGCGUCCGCAGUGUGCAGUUACGGGAGACCGCUUCUAACUGACAGCUGGUGCGAAGACGCUAUUAAGUACCUUGGCGGAGUUAUGCUCUCGAUGUCUUUAACAAUACUAGAGACUCAGAUGAAACAAACAGUUUGCGUUUCGUCCUAGAUAAAGGUAGACUUCCAGCAUUACGUGACGUGUCUUUCGCUAUCUAUCAGUUGUCUUCAUGUGUUUCGAGUCUAUUGAGUAUCAGUAUUUUUUAGUAGGCGUGCUAGCUAGUACUGUAGUAGACUCCGUAGAUUGUAAGCUCAGUUGAUUUCUUGUGAUGUAGUUGAUUUCAUCAUCCCUAAUCCACGCGGAGUGAACGUUCUUGGCACAUCCAAACUCAAAGUCGGAUAUGAUGGGUCGCUCGACCCUUUGCAUUACACGUGUCCGCAACCCGCCAACUGGGGUGGCGUCCCCAACGGCUGCGUUCUCUACCAACAGGUAGUUUAAACUUAGGACAUCUAUGGAGAACUUUCAACCUAUACACUUAGUGUACUUUUCAUGUUUUGUCUAUGUUUAUGAAUAACUUAACAAGUGACAACAUUUUUGUUGCGUUCUCAUCAUACAAGUGAAGGGUCGUGGCAAAGGCGAUCAUUGUGAAUGAAACAACAUUAACAGACUGCUUCCACCUGGAUUCCUCAGUAUAGGACUGGUUCUGAUAACGAGCGCAUGAACAACCCGGCAGACGCGACGUGGCGGGGACAGAGAACCUUCACCACGCGAUUGCCGAAGGGCAAUGGCUGCAUGCGCACAGACAUCUAUGAAAGAAAUAUAUUGGAACCCCUCAUUAGUCGGACUAGCAAUAUCCUCAACCAUACUGUCACUACUACUUCGUUGUAUUUUUUCCUUGUAUUGUUCUACAACGAACGAGGAGACGAUCUUCGUCCGACGUCCUAUUUAGUUAGCAGAGGUUUAUGCUACGGUCUUGUUGCUAAUUUUUGGAGCUGAUGUGUUCCGCCCACGAUACGAUUGGCGACAUCGCUAUUGGUCGUCAGGGCGCACCUCUUUGUGCGCCAGGCUUUGAGGGUGUCGACCUAGACCAAUGUAAAAUUACGAAUGAGCGGCUGGCACUUCAGAGAGGCGCCAAUGUCCAGGGUAUUUACGAUGCGAAAUCUUUUUCCUAUGAAAUUACCAGCGAGUACUGGCUCGCUGUGAUUGAAAACGGUAAUAGUUUCGACUUCUACAUCAUGGAAUCUCCAAUAAGUAUGAAUCUGAAUGUUAGAAAUCUGAAAAAAUACUCCAGAUCGUUCGGUUGCCCUAACCGGCAAUGAUGCAUCGACACAAACCGGUACCUGUAAGGAUGCAGGAUGGGGUAGGGUUCCCGGUGGUUGUAAUAUAGGCGUUUUCACACAAACCGACCCCUCAGGAACGUGGAUACCACAGUAUCGACAUCUAGGUACUCAGUACAAUAUGAAUAUAAUUGCUGCAGAUGUUGAUGAUUAUAAUAUAGUACAGAGCUAUUUGAGACGACAUGAUGAUGAUUUCGCACCUUCAAAGUACUUCGAGGAAGCACUUUCUGCAGGUGAAAAUCUUUUUAGGCUCAGAAUGUUGAUGCCUUUAGUGAUCAAACCUGUACCAGGUGAUGUACAAGUGGUAUUGAGUCAAUGAUCUCCGAUGACGUUGUUUAGUCCUGUAAUGAUCAUGGGCAAUAAGGUGUAAUGGAGUAACUUGUUUCACGUGAUAUUUUCCAGGUUAUGACUCGUACAUGUUUGACGGCGGCGGAGAACCCUUGCCCGAUAGGCAGUGCACCGGCGAUGAUAUUAUGGGCUAUAAAGACAUUAACACUGUCUGUCUGAUAGACAGUACAGCUAAUUAAGUAGCCCAGUUGUUCAUCCAUAUAAAAAGAGAGCAGUACAACUAGCUACAGCCUUGGUAUAGUUGUACAGAAAUAUUUUCAGUAAGUAGACCAAUGUAAUAUCGGAUUGGUACUCAGAAUCUGUCUAUCUGAAAAUCUUCGUACUCUAAAUCCUUAUAUCCGAUGUGCAAAGCCCUCCCGUGGAGUAAGAGACUGACUAUCAAAAUCUGCAGUGACCUCGGAAGCGCUCCCAGUUCGGCCCCUUUCGUUCUGCGAGAUCCGCUUACGCGGCAACGGCUGUGGAUGUUAUGGCUUUUAUCCAAAGUAGAAUGCAUCGGGCUCGCCGUCCGUCAUCAAACUCAUGUGAUUUCAUUACUCUUCUAUCUGUUUCGAUACGAAACGCCGUUCCAGCAUUGAAAAUGCAUCCUUAUCUUCCAUGUCGUGUUGAUUCCAAAACUUAUCUAUGCUUUCUUGAUGUUUCUGCAUCCUGCUGACUGUCUCUGGGAUGCACCACAGUCUAAUACUCGACGGCGCCAAUGCGAUGAACAGUCCCGGAAAGUUCUUGGUCCACGAGUAUCCAGCUGAUGGAAGUACAAACUUAAUGUUGACGACAAUAAACACCGCCGACGGCCUUUGUAUUGAUUAUGAGUCUUCUAGUUAAAAAAGUAGUAGUCCUUAUUCUUGUUCUCUUCACUUCUUGUUUGUGAUGUCGAUGUUGCAAUAUUACUUUCCAAGGUGAAUUCUUAAUAUUGCUAAGUAAAGCUAAAGGCGUGACUGAGGUAGUCCGGAUUUUUGUCGUUCUGGAUCUGGAAGCUCUAAAGUGAGUACGUCAAACUUGGUACGGAGUACCUGACCAAAGUUCCUUUCUGGCUUGACGAUUAUUGUCCGAGUGCAAGCGACGCCGCGCAACGCAAAGGCUACGCCUAUCUUCCUUGCUAUGUUAAUUCCGCAAGUGUCAGCAGCGGUGGGCGGGUCUUCAAAAUCCCACACAAAGGCGCUACUACGACGACGACAUCGACCACCUACUAUGUCCCUCGACGGAUGCUGUUCGGAGAAGGGGAAGGAACUUCUGCUGUUCUAGACCUCACUAUUAAGGCUUUUGCCAGUUCAUUUCCACGAUUUGGAAGGAGGUGAGUCUUAAGAUUCCCGAAGAAAGAGGGAACAAUCUCUUUGAAAACACGACGCACACCUAAGUAGAUUAGGAUAUGAACUUCGGAAAGCUCGAAGGUACCGAAGGGGAGCGGUAAGAGCAGUGACGACCAUGCCCUUGAAGGAGUGAGCAGUAUGGUCGAAGGACACAGGCCUGAUGAUGGCUCCUUGGGACCUCCCAGUUGGCCUCCCGGUCUCGAAGAGGACGCGUCCUUGCGGCUGCUUGCUCAUGGUGCUCAUAGCGAGCCGUACAGAUCCCCGCCCUCGAUGGGAUUCUCCGUGUCAGCGCAGCCAGGCACGGCUGGCACCGCUGUCCUAUAUCUGGAGGUAUGCACAGCUGCGAAUUCGGCAAGCACCGGCAUACUCACGAUUUCACGAGACAACAAUUUAUGGCUAUCGACGUUAGUACCUACUAGAGCAAUUAUAUUUAUACCUAGGAGGUACAACUUCUUGUUCUUACUUAGCAUUAAUUUUCUGCUCCUGGCGUCCAAACGAAAAAAGCGUGGUGAUUAAUAUCAAUACGAUCUAUCGUGGGGUUACUCACCUUGCUAAGAAAUUCUAAUUCUCGAGUAGUUCAUCUUUCAUGAAUACUAUUUAUUAAUUAUUUUCACAGUUUUUUUCUGAAGUUUUUCCUCCUGGUCUGGCCACAUCAUAGAAGAAGCUCUGGGGACAAUUUUUGCUUCACAUCCAUGCACUGUAUCAUUUUUUAGAAGUAGUAGGCCUUGCCCUUGCGUCUGUCUUGCCACAAGCUUUUCGUUUGAGACACCACGGUCCUCUCUGUAGAUGUGUGAAAACUAGGAUAUAUAUGAAAUAGAUGAUUCCAUUUUCAUUUAUGUAUCCUAGUUUUCACACCUCUACAUUACAUAUGGAAUAAUCUUCAUCUAUUAAUUUGGUUUUGGUUCUUGCUCCAAAAUUAGCGGAAAGUACGACCUUCAAAGGAAAUACGGGAAAUACCGACGAGUGGGAUGAUGCGUACCCGUUCUAUUGGUCGUGGCAGAUGAUUAAGGCUCUUUGUUGACCUAUUAAUGGCAGAUGAUUAAGGCUAUUCUACCUUUAUAUAAGGUAUGGCGACGCUCAAAGCACAUAAAGAAAGUAGCCGGCUAGUUUUUCCCCCAUUCUUAGGUUUAUCCCACCAAGCCGAUUAAGGCUAUAUGUUGACCUAAUGCUAAUGUUAUGGUCAGCUUUUAUGAAUCUUUCGGGGCAUCUUGGUACGCUCUUACCCUGUAUUCUCGAUCUCGUGAAAUAUACGGCCAAGGGGGUCAACGUCAAGAUGAGGGGACCGAGAUGAGUACAAGCUGACUUUAAUAGUGAUCAAAGUAACAGGCUAGCCGAGUGAUAGAAGAGCUGCCAUUUAAUGAUGAUGCCAUGAUGAUGAUGUUAACAUCGGGAGAGGUCUUGCGCAUCAGUUAACGUUGGAAAAGAUGAGAUGGUAGAAGAUCAAUGAACAUUUAUAUUGCUGAACAAUUUUUCUAAGACGACGGCCUAUCCGCAGUCGAUUACGUUUUCCCAUUCUUCCAGUGACGGACUGUGUAUUAAGGAAGUCCGCCUCGACAACCAGAUACUGGCCGCGGCGCCAUUUUGGAUGGAUAACAUUAUGACUUUGAUACUUGUAGUUUUUCUUUUUCAUUGACUUCUAAGGUCUGGCUCUUUAAAUUCCUAAAUUGUUUUACUAACUUUUCCAAGCUGAAUGUCUUUCUCUAUCAUCAUUCAUAAUUAUUUCCAGUGCGAGAAUGCAUACGUGGACGAUUUUUUUCAUUCACUGUCACUACAUACUCAGUAUUGCGACGUUGACUUUGGUGGAGUCGUGUGCAGAUAGGCUUGAACUCCAUUUUCGUGGCAAACUUGUCCACAUCUCUAACGAAGACAGUGGUACCGCUAUCGGCUGCGGCGGAUCUUAUAUGCAGUUUCCCUGCUACGGGAACACUCGAAGUUGGCCAAGAGAGGGCACGUCCGCACAGUUGACGGUGCGCACUUGCACUGACGCAUUCGCCAGCAACGGACAUACCUUCGACAAGUUCACUGUCCGAGUGACCCUUGAGGAUGGCAGUGUGUACACGGACGAUACGGAAAGCGGUUUGGAUGAUAGCGGACAACAGUGGUCAGCCUAUUGGACCUUCGCAACCUCACCGGGGGCACCAAAGUUAAGAUGAUUUUUCCGAAAAUGCAAAGCCGACUAAUAACAGGAACAAUGCCGAAGCAAGGCUUUAGUCUUUUUCAAGAUGUAUGAUUCCUGAAGGAAGAAGAUAGCGUCUCGUUUAUACAGUUGUUCGAUGUCAUGAUUAUUAGAGCGGACGUGAUAUCUAAUGAUUCAGGUUUUUGAAAGGUUCAUGUUUUUUAAAUGUCUAAGAAGAACCAUAGAGCUGGACCUUGCCGGCACCGAUGGGUUGUGCAUAGACGAUAUAAGGUUUGACCACUUUCAGGUCCUCAAUGUGCCUUUUUGGAUGGAUAAUCCGUGCAGCGGAGGUGGCCCAACCAUUAAUGGCCAUACCUGCUACGGAGGGUCGCGUACCAUCAAUGUAAACUUAUGGCUGCAGGAGCUUUUCAAUUUCAUAAAAAUCUUGCAUUUAUAGAUACAUGUUUUGAGAAUCAUUUGCUUGCGGACGAGCUACCCUAUGCUUGUGGGGGCAGUAUGGCGGUCCACGAUGGACUAUCUCUCUCAAGCAGUAGAGAGAAAGAUGGAGCAGCGUCUUUAUGUUGAGAAGCCCUAAGACCUUCGGGCGGCCUCGUUGUCAUGACGCCAUGCGCAGAGUACACUUGGUCGGGGACUGGAGAAAUGGAACUCAUUGCCCAGGUGCUAAGCGUGCCGGGCGAUCUCUACAGCUCGUUGCAGGAGGAAAAAAUGCACUUUGCUUGGAAUGAGGGGGACAAUGGACGAGACCUGUAUGCGGCCUUUUCGGGACAGCCGCACACCUUGGAAAUUGUUAACCCAACAAGCAAUGGCAUCUGUAUCUCGGAUGUCGUUCUGCAAAAUGUCGUGGAUAAUAUUAUGUGAUCCUGUGACUGUAGUCAACGUUUGUGGAUAAUGCAUGUCCAGAGUGAGUCAUCACCUAGAAGCACUUACUAGACGGAGAAAGCAAUAAAGGAAAGAGAUGCCGUCUUGUCCUUCUCCUGUCCACAUCUUGAUUGAUUCGUAAGGAGUAGAUGCAUCAUAAUCAUUUUGCGCAUGCGCAUCAUCCUCUAAUGCAUAUCCAUAUGAUAGAUUGACAUUGCGUAGAUGCAUAAUUAUAAUCGUAUCUCUAAUAAGAGUGGACCUCGCGUUAUAGUGGACGGAGAGCCCUUUACGGUGGAAAACCCCUGCGAAGAGGGAAAGGUUCCAUGCUACUUGAACUCCCGUGUGUUGCUGGUGAGCCACAUUCUGCAGGAGGAGAGAGGAAAAGAGUAUGUAGCGGACGAGGAGGUGCAGAACUGGGAAGGAACCGGAAUCACGAUUGAGGCGAUGGGCGACGUUUCUGGGGAUAGGAAGUACUUGAGCACAAACAACGAUGGGACCGCUAUGGAUCUCUGGUCGGCCGUAGGUCCCGAGGGAAGGCAACAGUGGAGCAUUGUCAAAGGCGGGAGCGUUGAGUCGAAUCCCGGAUCCCGCAGGUACGAGACGUGGUAUCAUAUCAUGGUAUACGGGGGCGUGACUGGCGACAACAAGUACCUGAGCUCAAACAACGACGGGAGCUUGGUGGACCUGUGGACGCAGGAUGAUGGGAGCGGACGGCAGAGAUGGCGCAUCUGGCAACCCGAGAGUUGUAAUGAACCACGCUGCGUGCGCAUUCGCGUUUUCGGUGGUGUGGAGAAACGCAAGAAUCUUCUGAGCGCUAGUCCAGAUGGCACUAAUGUUGAUCUGUGGUACGGGGACGAAACUAUGCGGCAGAGGUGGCGGCUACAUGCGGAUUCGAACGCGGCAAGUCCGACGAUGGAGCUCGCCACAUUGAACGACUACUGCCCGGGGGGACAGGCGCCGGUGGCGACCGGGUGGCCGAUGGACGUCUGGGCGCCCGUGCGCGGAUUGAACGGGGCAGCCGGAACGCAGGAACACAACAGCUGGCUGUGGUUGAGCGGCGACUCGCGUGCUUGCCAGCUGUUCUACCCCAAUUUCGUGGACUACAAACCGCCCUGGGGCUUGCAGAGCCGCAACGCUUACGGCAAAAACGCGGUCUGCUGCGUGCCUGGCGGCACUGGGGGCUGUCAAUUGGAAACCAGCGUUGCAGGAAAGAGUUACGACGAAUGGCUCGCUCAUUGCAGUACCGCGACGACGACAACCACGUUCAUGCCAACAACAACGACGGGGAUGCCGACUACGCCGGGCGGGCCAAGCACUGGCACUGCCCCACCGACGACGACGCCCAUCCCGUGUCGAGCAGGGGACAAACUAUUCCCCGUCUACGACCAUCACCUGACAGAUAACGGCUGGACCCUGUUAGGCGGUAUCGGCAGGGACCAGCACACUGGUAAUGCUGAAUUCGGAGAUCACGCGAAUGCUUGCAAAGACCGCAAACAGUGGUGGGGCUACGGCGACCCUGGAAGCGGGGCCGAGUUCGUUGCGCCUUUCGCGCUCACUUUGCGGGUGACUUUCGGGCAGUGUAACCAACAGGACGCUGCUACCAAGGCGAACGUAAUUAAAGCCUACGUCCGGAGAUCCGGCGAAGCGACGCCGGGUACUCUGGUGAGUCGAGUUUUCGGAGUUGGUGACAGUUCCGCCAACAUUAGCCCGCAAGAAAGAGAAAUCACAGUGUUUCUCCACCAGGGGGACGUACUCUUUCUUAAGGCUUCCCCUAGUCCAUCUUCGGGAGCAUCCUAGGGACGUUUUUGAGGGGAGAACGGUAUCAGGAUGGGCUUCGAGAUGGAUUAGGGUGGGCUCUAACUUUCUCGAGGAGAAUCACUGGAGCAUCAUGUUUAUCCGUAGAAUUGAGACUGUCAGUUGUGGCACCAACAUGACGACGGUGGACACGCUGAUGCGGAACUGGACUGAUCCCUUGUACGGCCCGACUAUUUAAAUUGUUGAGUGGUGUGUGCUUCCUUGCUAGACCAGUUUUACUCUGAAUCUAUCCGUGAUUCUGAUGAAGUAGAUCUUCUAUCUAUCCACGAUCCUCAAGAAGUGAAGGUAGAAGAUCAUAACCAUGGAUUCGAUGUGGGUUUUGGGAAUCCACAAUGACUGGUUUUUUGCAUUUUGAUUUUGUAUCUAUGUAGAUGUAUGGCAGCAUGAUAGCUCCUCUAACCAGAGACACAGCAGCCAAUCGAGAGCUGUGACAGCUUCUUGUUUUAUCCAAGCUCCGCGUCGAGUUUGACCAGUCGUGGGUUUCAAAUAUUGAACGCGCCGUCCUACCAGGAUGAAGUGGGUAUGCCGCAGGAUAGCUACGAGGAUGGCUACAAUUUAAGGCUGACGUUCAUGAUAUUGACUAGUUUGACGCGUCUACUAAUUUAUUCUGGCAUGAUGACUUUUUAAUCGUUUAUGCUCAUGACACGAGGUCGAGGAGGAUACUAUGACGACCCUUUGUAGUAGGUUAUUUUUGAAUGUUACAGAUUUUCUAGCUUUCCGAAUUAGUCUUCAAUGAAAAAUAGUCCUCAGUGAAAGAAACAGAUUCUUUCACCAGUACGUUGACACAAGUUUUUCUUCGAUGAUGAAUUUUUGAGAUAACACAAUGACUUUUCUGUUCUAAGGAAUUCUUGUGGGUCUCCGAGUUGGUGGCUGAGGGAGCAAACCGGAACCGCACCGGUGACUCUCCGCUUCGGAAGUCGAUUUGACGGUUCGCUGUACACUGGAAUCGGACAGUGCACGAAUUUUGGUUCUUUAAGAGGGUAACCUAAUUUUGAUGAGAGAUUGCAAGUCAUCUAUGGUCUCUCCUAUUUCUUCUUGUUUCGUUCGUAACUAGGUACAAACGAUAACGACAUAGAUGUACAUUUAUUUUCUUAGAUGAGCAAGAUCAACAGCACAUGGUUGGUCCGUGAGUCCGUGUGGGUAGCGCUAAUCAUCAUUCGAGGCUGGGGGCUUUUCACGGUAGAUACGAAAGCCGGCACCGAAAGCACUAUAGCAACUUCAAGCGGAGUGACCGCCUCCAACUAUCAUUUCAGUGUUGGCAUUGGUUACAACUUUUCCACUGUAAUGGAAUAUAGGGCUACUAAUUGGGACCUCUCGGACGGCACUCUUUUGCGUGCGUAUCUCCAGAAUUUCAACUGCUAUCAAGCGAAAUGCAAGCCGUUUCCGUUGCAUGUCCCCGAAUUUUCCCACAACUUUAAGAUUUCUGGACUGCUUGUCUUCGACAGGAUCAUAGUUCCACGAUCAUGAUUCCACUACCUGUGUUUUAUUCUAUAAUAAGACAUGUAUCUUCUUCAUAAGCAUCAUGUUCUUGGUCGGACUCGACUUAGAAGAAUAAGAAGAUAGAUUAUUAGAGGGACCAUUUCUAGUUCGACACUCACUGAAGCUCAAUUUUUAGCUCACUUCGCUAAGAAGUAUCAUGGUCAGAAUAGCAGCUUCUACGAUCGUCGUUUUUGGGCUGACCGGAUCGACUGGUCACAAAACGGCAAUCUCCUGAACUCGUUGAAGGCCCUAGGUCAUGCGGGAUGGGAGUCCGUGCAGGGCAUGCAGGACAUGAAGGAUGAUCCUGCUAUGAAUGAUGUUUAUUCCAUCUGUAGGACCAUCGAGGCUGACCCUUUUCCCCUUAAAACUGUAUAGGUAAGGGGGGGCCUCGAUGAUCUCGCUAGAUGGGAAAAACAUCAUUCAUACCUGCCACAGCUGGCGCCGAGUGCACCGCUGGCCGCGAGAAUCAGUUCGUUGGUGGCCUGCUAGGCGGUGCGAACUCGGGAGCGGGUUUAUGGCUAACUCUACUUACUUCUUACCAAUAGAUUUCAGUUGAAUUGAAGACGAGUUAGAAUGUCCAUAUCACUGAUCUCGCGAGAACAAGACGCAGAGACCAAAUCUUUUGUGAAUGAGGUGCCAUAUUUAUAUAUUAGUCAUGGUAGAUUAGGAGUGGACUUCACAAGUCACGUUUUCACCUUCUAGAAGUCUGAUAAUAGCUUUGAUGGUCUUGCGGUUGGUAUUAAGUACUCUAAGUUAUGGCAACGCCCUCCUCCGGUUCCGCAUGAACGGUCGGGGUAUCGUUCGCAUCGUUUUCGGUACCUGCAAAUCCUACGGGCACAUCAUAGCGCUGCACAUGAACUGGAUCUGGGGCCAGAUUACCAAACACGCGUUUGAGGGUUCUGUCACGCAGAAUGUUGACCAAGAGCUCUUUUUUCAGAUGGACAACGGGCAGAUUUUGGAGCUCCAAGUAGCACAUGGAGCCGUGUUGUAUCUGAAGAGCUUCGAGGUAGACUGCUCGCGCACCGCGAUUGAGCCGCAGUACGAUACAACGGGCGACUACCUCAGACAGCACGAGCAGAACUGUAAGAACCAGACCUACGCGCCGAGCACCUUGACGAGUAUGCAAGCGCGAGGAUGGCGCAAUGUCAAUUUGGAUACGUAUGACUUGUUCCGGAUGGGCAACUACGGUAGGGUCUACGAUAGCUAUGCCGACUGCCGCCACAGUCCUAGUUUUAUUGGUGCGGCGAGCGGAACACCUUGGGGUCAGAUCGAGUUCAAGGCGCCCUACUUUGGCACUUAUGGUACAGUUGCCUCUAUGUAUAGUUGUGCCGCGAGAUGAUCUUCUCGUAGAAUGAGUACACAGAGCAAGCAAGAGAAAAUGUUUAAGUAUGUUUUGGAAGCACAGAAGGUUUACUAGUGGCUUCCUUUUCUUCUCCUGUUGUUGUUCUAACUUUCGAUGCGUCUACGGGUGGGACAGUGCAACGGUAUGUACGGAUCGACUGCAGUGACGCGUUCGGGGCCUUUUGUAACUGGUCAGGACCCUGGCUACAGCGGUUUCUAUAACAGUGGAAGUAAUACGCUUGUACCUCAUCCAGGGGUAGAGGUGGUAGUCGAGUUCGACGCGAACCAGGUGAUCGUGGUCGAGGAGCGACUUGACUACGGGAUUUUUACCAUCAGUUCCGUCAAUAUGACUUGCCGGGACCCACCACGACCGCCUGUGUGCCACAACCAGACACUACAUCGCCCUGAUUUUAAGGCUCAUUCAGCGAACUUAUUUAUUAUAUUUUCGGAUGUAAAACCGCUAGAAAUAGACUGUCAACUUAAAUUUCGGUCGCCUCAGCGUCAUUCAGCUACAACUUGGUCCUUCUUUUAUUCAAUUGAACUACUGCGUCGAGUAACGCCAAAAAUUCAAAUCAGGAAGCAUGGUGGCGUGGAAGCAAAAACCGUUCAGGGGAGUUGCUAUGUCGUUUAGUUUGGUUGUUUCAGUUGUCGGAAUUGAAUACAAACCAAUCUUGGUUCUCCUAUUCAUUGAAUAGCAGCAGAUGAUCCUAUCGAAUGGUCUCGAUAAAGAAGUAGAAGGCUUACUUGAGUUUUAUUUGGGUGCACCACCACUUCCACCACCACCACCGCCACCAUGAUAGUCAUCAUUAUCGAGGAUGUUGCACUUGUAUUUAGAAAUAUUAUGUAGGGUAGCAGCUCUAAUGCAUGGCCGCAGUUGCAUAACCUGGGUGCCGCAAUGAAGGAAUCCUUCAGCCACGGCUUCAACUCUACGGAUCCGGCGGUUUCGAAUUUCCGUCAACAAUGUCAGGCUGUCGCCAAUUGGUACGCUUUCUCCAGUACCUACGCAAACGCACCACGGCGACUACAAGGAAAAGCCGGGGCCUUAUCGACAUCUACGGGUCAGGGUGUUGCAAGGCGAACAGGAGCGAGAAAAACGUCGGAUGAAGAAGAUGAGGUUGACGAGGAAGAAGGGGCGGUUGUGGAAAAUCAUGCGGGUGUGAAGGUGACGAAAAAACAGAGUCCUGUAGUACCACAGUUGUCGGCUUCUCUGCCUGUGGCGCGCCGUGGAUUAAGUGCGAUGGGUCGUCUCGAGAUGGUCAUGCCAGCGCCGGCUGGCGUCGCGCGCAUCGUUUUCGGUAAUUGCGGUGAUUAUAGUAGUGGAACCGUCCGAGCACGGCUAGAGAACCCUCACCAGAUUCUCGGCGCCACCUUUGGCCGCGGAUGGGGUCAGGAACUUUUUUUCGCGUUUCAACCUUGGCAGAUAUUCAUCCUGGAGGACAACGACUUCGGUUCUGAAGGGGUCCUGUUUAUCCAGGAGCUGACUUUCGUUUGCGAGGGGCCCGACAACAAACACCCUCUGGCAGUGGAGAACUUCGCGUUUAACUACCAGAGCGGCAAGCACAACCGAAGUGCGCACGACGUGUGCGAUCCGGUUGACUUUGAGCCGACCACGGCGAGUAUGAUGCGCGCAUACGGCUGGAACUUGAAUGGAGCAAGUACGUCGGAUCCGAUGCUCUCGCUAGACAACAACUACGCUUACACAAAAAGUGCGUGGGAGGAAUGUGGCAACGUGUACUGGUUUUCCUCGGGAGACAUCACGUUCAUGUUCACCGGUGUGGGUGAGAUGGAGCUCACGGUUGGUGGGUGCUCGCAAACCGGAUCGCACGCGCAAAUCCAGAUCCUCCUGAGCGGAGCGCCCCUGUACGACAACCUGCCGCAUCGCCACCAGCAUCGCAUGCACCUUCAGGAGUUCAUUGGAUCGCAGUACCAGGUCGACACCGUGCAGCGCAUCCGCUUCAAUGCAAACCAGACCGUGAUCAUUCGCGAGUCUGGCGGUGGCCGCGCGUACGUGAAGCGCGUGCGCAUUCGCUGCAAGGCGCAGCGAGAUCUUGGGGGCUGCGAAAGUCAUGCGAACAGGUCGCCGCCCGCCGCGAUUGGUUCGCCGGAUGCAAAUGGAGUUCGAUUGUACGAUCAGACUGCGGCAUCCAAAUGGGAGUCAAUGUCAGCCUGGCACUUCGGAGACGGCGUGGAAGUCAUUGAGGUAAAUCUGACAACAGGGGAGGCUCCGCUGCCGCCAGAACAAAAUAGAACGAACGGAUCGACGCACAGCAACGGUACAAACCACACGCAUCAAGACGGAAACCACACGAAUACGGACCAUAACUGUUGGAACGGAACUCUCGGGAAUCACACGAAUCAUAGCAAUCAUACGAAUGGGGCGUGCGGCUCGUCGGGUCAGCCGCGUAUUUACCACGCCGCGCAGCUGCAGGAACGUCUGUACAUGAACAAGGAGUUCUCCAGGUCACAGUGGACCUACGAAUUCUGGCUGAAUUUCACCCAGAGCGGGGGCAGUCGCUACGAGAUCUUUGGGUGCGGUUCAACGGACUGCAAUCAGGAGGACGGGGUUUACUUGGUCUCAGGAUUGCAACCGCAAGCCAGUUGCAAGAACUCCUACAACGGUCCUUCUGACCCGAACAAGAUUUUCACGGACUUCACGCUGCACGUCGGCUCUUCCGGGACGUUCAGUCAGACGUGUCUCCACACUAAUGUCUGGUACCAUUUUGCUAUCACCAUGGACAGCAUGAGCGACGUGCGAUACUAUGUCAACGGACAGCUGGAUCGGACGGGGCACUGGAGCGGGGGAAGUACGGUCGCAAACAACAAACUGCAUCCUGGAUUCGGUGCCGGACUUGUGGGGGGAAACGGUGAGAUUUUCAAUGUGCGAAUUUGGGAAGUCGUGCGAACUGAGCAACAGAUCCGCGACCAUCGCUAUGCAAUGGCGCCGGGGGAGAUGGACUAUACAUCGGGUAUCGUAGCGUGGUUUCCGUUUCAUAACAAUCUCGACGCUCCAUCCGGUUUUACGUCGAUGAUCUACCUGAAUCACCCAAGCAUGCACCCGACGUACAGCAGCGUGAGCGAAACGGUGUUGAGAGAAAGUGACCCGCCAGAGCCCGAACCGCCAAUGAACUUUUUUCAGCCUGCAAAGACAUUUUAUGCCGCAGACUUGCGGACCACUUUGGAGCUGUCGAAGAAAUUCGAACCCAGAAACAGACCAAAUGGAAUAUCUGGCUGGACUAUGGAAGUCUGGAUCUACAUGAGGCAUUCUCCCGGAGGAGCCAUGCAGAAAGACAUCUACGGGGCGAACGGGGCUACGCAGGGCUUCUUCCUCGCUGACCGCAUCACUGCAGGCGCAGCGAGCCUACCCUGUACGGACAUUUUCGGGUCAGACGCUCAUGAGACUGAGAGGUAUUUGACCAAUGCCGCCGUCCAUAUCGGCUCCAGUGGGGUGUCGUCGGAGCACUGCUUGCGACGUAACACCUGGUAUCACCUGGCGGCGACGCUCACGAAUGAAUACAAGCUUAGCUACUACAUCAACGGGCGCCCGAGCGGGGUUAACCACACGUGGUCGGCAGGCAUGGAGAUGAACAACAUGUUCGAGACCCAACUUUUAAGGCAAUCAUACGUUUAGUGCUCUAGUUGUCCGUCGUAAAGUGCAUCCGGCGAGGACUUCAUUUUUCGGAACGCCAUCCUUCUUUUAGAGCCCGAGCUUCAUAUUGACUGCAUCAUGCGAUAGAGUACCUAUUUCCUACUUUUCAGCAUCUUCUAAGACCCGGCAACGGUUUCACUUCUAUGGACGAGUACAUGAUGAAUUUCAGGAUUUGGGACCACGCGAGGUCGCUAGAGGAGAUCAAGCGGGACGCCUUUGCUACUCAUGCCAGGAAUCUGCGCAGCAACGCGUCAGGACUAGUCGCCUGGUUCCCUCUGCAGGAGAACCUGGACACUGCCAUACCACGGGAGCUACUCCACGGCAACAAUACAACGCACCGCAUCGGAUCCAUGUAUCUGAAUCCCCAGCCGCACGUUGAAUAUCCGGUGAUCAACUCGACGGUCCUCGAAAACGAUACUCGGAUGUCGAUAGACGAGUAUGGUGGAGGCCACAGUGUCUAUCCCGAGAAAGGGACCCUCCGUUGCGGUGGAAAAUUGCGAAACUUUGUGCCCUUUCACAGCCAAGAAGACUUCGUUCACUUCUCACACACUGGAGGAGACGCCUACACUGUAGAUGGGGGCGAGCCAGGCAACGAAGAUGAUCACGAUCACAUCUACGGAGGCGACCGCAAAUACGGAAUCGCGACUUUUAUGACCAAAGAAAGGAAAAUAUGUAGGCAGGUUCUUUACGGAAUUCGCUCGCGAUACAAAUAAAAACAAAACUAUUUGAAUUGAGCCCGUCAGUUUGGCUUUCUUUUUGAGAGAACAUCAACGAAGAUCGAUGAAAUUUCUUAUUUUCUUUCGUUUUCAGUGUGGCUGAGCAGCCGUUUGUACUGCACGGGGAGGAAUCACGACGAGUCCGGGAUUACUUAAAGAAACAUUAUGAUAAGAUAUAAACGAAUUUGCUUCUAAGAUUUCCAGCACAUCCGCGCCGCCUGGCGACGAUCCGCCAGCCUGGACCGCCGCGCGAUUUGUGGCUCACAGUCCUGGCAAUAGCAGCGGACUCAUUGAAUUACCGCUGAAUGGGUCUCACGGGGGAUUUGUGCGGUUCAUUUACGGCAAUUGCUACCCCGAGAUGUUGCGGCCGCACGAUGAAGAGCAGCAGAAAGUCGAAGCUUACCUGAUUCAUGCCGAUGGCUCCGGGACGUUGCUGGACAGCGUGUGGCAGCAGAAUGAGGAUCGCGAGAUCACGACAAAGUUCGAUCCAGGUGACUCUCUUGCGUUGCGCGAUGCCCAAGGAUCUCCAUAUGCUAGGGCCUACCUGAAAGCGGUGCAACUGUCGUGUCCACCAGGUAACAUGACAACGAAAGACGUGGAAGAGAAGGCGGCCAGUGGCUACGUCCACGACGUGAUGGAGCCCAACGCGAUUCUGAAUUUUCCACCGAAUCCUGCUGGCUACAGCGUCUCAGAAGAGUUUUACUCCAAAUGCGAGGCCAUAGAGUACUAUCCGACGUCUGGUAGUGCCAUGCGCAGUCGCGGUUGGGAUUUCACGCAGCUGACUAAUCCCAUGCAGAUCUGGCAGCCCUAUUUGUCGAAAGAUAUGAAGGAUUUUAGCAGUUGCAACGACACCUGGUUCGGGAAAAGCGAUGGAAGCUGGAACAUGAAUAAUCAAGCGCGUUUGCGUAUGCGCGGACACGGCCAGUUGCACAUCACGUUCGGCGAAUGCUACCACGACUGGCAGAUGAACUACAACAACGGAGGUGGUAUUGCCCUCUAUCUGCAAGGGGAAGACAAGUGGGGCAAGUUCCGGGAAAAAGACGCAGAUCCGGUCACGCGCGCUCGCGACUUCGGACAGGACACUACUGUGACCCUGGACUUCCACCCGAACCAAACUCUGAAAAUCGAAGCGGGUGCCACCAGUGUGGCCUAUGUGAAGCGUUUGGCGAUUGAGUGUUUCACGGAGCCGACAAGUACGACAACGACGACUACCACAACGAUCACAACCACGACGAACAUGCGGCUGGCGGGCCUCCACUUUGGCAUGGAGAUUCCUCCAUGGAUUUAUCGAGACAUCAACGACCGGACCGACGGAAGAAUGGUCGAAGAGGUAACCGUUCCGUACGAACAGAAUCGGGACCCAGCCUCUCUGAGCGCAGACGAACUGCAGUUUGGCUCCGAAUAUGAGUCCAUUGACGUCACGUCUAUAUUCCGAGGCUUUUGUCGUCGUUGGCACAACGACGGGCAACACGCAGACGUGCACGAGGGGCUUGAAAACGCGUACACCACACACAAGUCUCACUUCCCCGAUGAGCAGUUUCCUUUUGUGAACUUCAACUUGGAGGUCCGGAUUGCAGAUGAUUCGCCAACCCAAGACGCGAUCGAGUUUGACGCAGGCUUGUUCAGGCAUGAGAGCAAGUACCACGACCGCACGUUUCGUGGGGACUACGGUCCACUCCUGCGAACUGCGGGCCCCGGGCCGUGCGAGGUCUACAAAGGCCUUGUGACGGAGCGUCGAGACCUAGCGAACAAUAUUGGUGCUUGCGGAGGCGGAGAAGCGGUGACGAAGUGCACACCUCAGCUGAGCAUCGGGCCCUCCAUUCCUGGACCCCCCCAAGCGGCCAUUGCGGCGGGCUUCAACACCUCAAGUAAGCCUCCGACGCUAGAAGAGUCGUUCGGUGUCGGAUACACUUGCGACUGCGGCGACUACAACCUGUACCCGGACGAGACCAGUAAGUCGCUGGCGAAGUCCUUUUUCAAGGGUUGGGAGAGGAUUAUCGAUGUGAAGCCGCGACCGUUUUGUGCGAUCAAAAACCCGUGUCUGCGCGGUAACGCCUGGAACACCUGGCCAGAAUUCGAGGGGUCUCUAAACCCUUGCGGCUCCGACGUGUACUCGAGCACGCAGCGGGGCUCGUUCUUUUGCUCAACCUACGACCCGGCGAAUGGGACCUACGAGUGCGACUGCAGUUCCGAUUGGAACUACGUUCCAGCGUUGUGGGACGCGAAUGAGACUUCGAUCUCGGCACGCGUGGGAAAGCCGACGUGCAAGUACGUGCGACCUUGCGAACAGGGAAAUCCAGGUGGCUUUUUCCCGUGGGACGCACCGCAUCCACCGUGCGGACCGCCGGACUUUUUCAAUCACUGCCACAACCAGCACGGUCAGCAGUACACGUGCGACUGUGCCUCUGGCUUCAUCUCGACGACCUAUUCGCAAGCUUACCAGGUAAACCCACUGCUCCGAGGACGGCCCGUCUGCGCUGACCCGGGGUCCAAAAAGGCGUGCAUGAAGGGACCUGCGGCGGACAGUUGUUUCGACUGGGAAGACGGACAUUGGUUCGAUUUCUGGCAACCUGGGAUGAAAGUAACUCUGGGACCUUACGUACGCAUGUUCCGCAUGGACGGAGCCACGCCUGACAUUCGACUGCCAGAGUGGCUGUUAGAAGUCGCGAGCUACGUUAAAUCGAAGCAAGACCACGAAAGCACCGCCGGCAGCUUCGGGAAAGAAGACAUGUUCUUACGAGAACUUUUUAACAUAUUCGAAGCUACAAGUGGAACUUCUAUUCUCUCUCCACUUGCAGUGCUUAUUUCGACAUAUUUUUAUCGCAAAGGCAAACGCACAGCGGCACUGCGUGGAAGCAAGUAGCGAGUGUCAUAGCUCUUCGUGCUUAGAAUGACAUAGGGGAAAUACUUUGAGGAAGUACUACACACUUUUAGCACCUAAAUUGAGAUCAGGGAGUGUUCUGCUUCUGUUUCUAAUGAAAUCUGGAGUAGUUGAGGCUGUUACGCCCUUGGCCGAAACACAGAAUCUUUCCCCGUUGGAGCAAGUGGUUAGAUCGAAUGUUGCGGUUCGCAUGGACCACUUCGGAAUCCUUGGAUGGAUCAGUGGACGCAUGCUUCGGCCCUACCCUUUUCCGGUGGAACGCGAGGGCGCCGAAGUCUGUCUCGCCGCGCCGGACGGUGCGUCGUACGACUGUGCCUGCAACGACCGUUACUACGACCUACUCUCGGCCACUCACGUGAAAGCUGACGGCACGCAGGGCUCCGUUUGUAGGCUGAAGGCGCAAUAUCGCCCGCCUAAGGCGCAGCAGUGCUCAGAAGUGGAACUGAACGAGUGCGAGGUAUUCACUGACGCGGCAAGUCGAAAACACACGGGAAACCGCUGUGUAAGGCAGGCAAGCAAAUUUGGACAUCACGAGACUUCUCACGGCACGAUUUACGAAAACUCGGCAUUUGAACACAGUUGCUUGUGUGAGGCCGCGGGCUUUGAGCUUAGUGGAGACGGCAAGAGAUGCGUUCCUAGAUCAGAUGUCGAGUCGGAGUGCAGCAUCGCCUGUCCGUCGCCUAAUACCUGUCGAGCGACGUACUUCUGCGUCGGAAACGAGUGCCGACGGCGCCGCGAGUGCGUUUGCAGAACGGACGGAUACAGUAUGGGCGUGUAUCACGAGCGCGCGCCGAGUGAAACGGUCUACAGCACAGAAACGGGCGCGGAGCUCGGCCGUUUCCGUCCUGGCGGCGUGUGCCGUACGGAUUGUGGGAACCGUUGCUUCGUCACGGCGCUCGUGCAAAACUCUUUAGCGCACUUUGUGAAGCAGUAUGGAGCCCAAAGCGAAAUGCUCUCCAUCGCCGGACGUGACUCGUCACAGAACACGUUCAUCCAGCAUGCUGACACUUUCCUGAGCGAUUGCAUUAGCAGAGCGCAAUUGAGCCAUCGAGAUGGCCUCUCUGUCAAGGACCAAGCCUUUGAGCGUGUUUUCGAGCCGCAUCCGCAUGCAUUCAACAAGGUCGCGGCGCACCGGGAUGAGGUGGAAAUCAAACGAUGCUGCCGCACCUUUGAGGGCAUCAUCGGGUGUGGAAUGAAUCGUUGCAGCGGCCGAGGUGAUACGCGGCCGAUGGAACAGAUUUGGCAACAGAGUUUUCCUAGCCUAUACCAAACUAGGUGCAUUGACGACAUGCUUCCCGCAUCGCUGCGGUCAACGAGUGGGAAUCCACACGCACCGGCUGUCUUGAUGGCACCCUGGAUGUUGGAGCGCAAAUUGGUUUUGUCGGGCAGCCUCUUCCUCGAAUUCGAUUCGCUUGCAGAGAAGCAGCGUUUCGUGAGCACGUAUUUGGAUUCAAAUCGCGUGGCAACUGCGAGCUCGCAGGAUUCGAGCGUGAGUAACUUCGUCGAGGUGCCGCUUUCUGCCGCACACACCUCGAGCACUGAGCCUGAAUUUGGCCAAUUUGAUGUGCAAGCCAAUCUGCUCGAGGAGCUGCGUACAGUGUUGCGCGCGAAGCUAAUUGAGACGGUUCGAAACCCAAACUCAGCUUACGGCUUGGGGAACAUGUUCCCAGUCGAUUCCAGUGGAAUCAACAGUGUCGACGUGCAGGAGCUGCGCGUGAUCACAAGCCCGAACGGGGUUGUAGGCGACAGUUCGAUCCGGUUGGACACCACGUCCUUUGGGAGUAGGACUAGCGACUACGCGGCUGUUGCAAAAGCAGCGGCUGGCUUAAAUGCGACCAUGCACAGCAUGCGCAGUUUUGCUCACAGCUUCGCUGGGCGCCAAAACUUCGCUGAGUUCUACGAUAUCGGCUACAAGCGUUACAACGAGGGCGUGGGAGGGGAACACCGUAUUCGUAUUGAUUUUUCGAUCGGACCCUUCCGCGACGCCGAUGCGUUGACAAGUGUUCCUCAGAGUUCCGCUUGCCACCCUAAUCCGGUGCGCGGAGCAAGCGAGCACGAGACGACGUAUCUGUACGCACACGAAGACAUGGUUUCUGGCGCAUCGGCCUACGGCGUGAUUCCAGACUCUAUUCAGGCAGACGUCACGUCAGGAACCUCAUUGUCUAUGCGCUGUAGCAGCGUUUGGGACCUGUUCACUGACGCGACGGUGAAUAUUGCUCUAGAGGCUGCGCGAGUGCGUGGCUUCAUGACAGGCACUCUACCAGAAAGCGCGGUGCCAGACGUGUCAGGCGAGCCCCAAAUCUCACCCAUCAUCGGCCCUUCCACAAAACAAGGGGGGUCGGCGACUUCGCCAGACCCGGGGAGCAGCCCAGGAGGUUCAAACCUGAUAUGUAAUGAGGGCGCCGGUGAGCCGACGCGAAUCCAGCAUGGAAUGGCAGGGGACUAUUCACUAUUGUAUGAAACCCGUGACCCGAAAAACAUGCCGCACGACCACAUGCCCAGAAUUAUGCAACGGGCUGCGAUCACAGGUGGAGAACUUGAUCGCGUGCGCUUCGAGCUACAAGCGGGGGGCUCCAAUGAGUACCAAAUCUUUUUCGAGAGUUUGGAGAAGAUGGUGCUAGCAGUGGAUGGAACAGGCACACUCGUGGUGGCAAACGAACAAAUGGGUGCUACCGGUGCGCCACCUGAGCAACGCUGGGUAGUGACGGACCACCCUGAAUACACGGACCAGAGCGACUGCGGAAUGCCGGUGCUUGUAUGCAUUCAAAAUGUUGGCACAGCGUCCUUUUUGUCGUGGGAUACAGCGAUGAUGCCGAGUUAUCCGCACUUUUCGCCCAGUUGCGACACGAUGGCCAAGUGGGAAACUAGGCGCUAUCACUACGACAGCGAGAAGGCCUGCGGUCCUUGUAAAACUGUUGGCGGCCCGCCGCGACAGCUUUUAUCUCCGAGUGACUACUAUCGUCUGCCUCAGUAUCGUGUCACCGCGCACAGUGCGUUCUACGUGUCGACGCAGUACGAUGCGCCGCGUGGAGUCGCAUUGCUCCACAACGAGACAUCGGUGCACUUUGGACCUUUCCUGGAAAUUUCUCCACCGCAGACGACCACCACGACGACACCGUCUCCUGGAGAGAAUCCACUAGUAACGAUUAUGCCGGACAAGUUUCGCGCGGCGGAGUUUGCCUUCGCGAAGUUCGAGUUUGAGGCGGAGGAGUACGAAAAGAUUUGUCGGAGCGAAGAAGUGCUUGGGCGGGUCCUGCUCGCUGACUUCGCGAAUAACUGGCGCACAGAAUGGCUCGGGGAUGCGGAGAUACACAUUCCCAAUGACUUUGUGGUUGAGUUAGAAUUGCAGUUGCAUGCGAUGCGCCACAUAGAGGACAUGCAUGGUCAUAUGCGCGAACAUCACAUGCCAUCUGCCGCUACCGUGUGUGUGGACGUGGUUGAAGGCUUGGACAGUGCAGGUUCCGUCGGCUUCGACAAGGCGGCGGCGUCACUGGCGCCGCUCCUGUCCGGAGUGGAGCGCAAGCCAGGGGUCUACGGGCAUCUGAAGGACAAGAACGACAAUUACGGCUACAAGAAAUCCAUCUUCACAUGCAUGCAUCCUGGUCCCGUUUUUGAAGGGAAAAGGGGCAUGAGGAUGCGGCUGAAAAUAGAUUUAUGUUGGGUCUAAGACAAAGAUGGAAUGGGAACGGGAACGAUAGCAGGCCCGAUGGAAAAAGACAAGGCAUUGUGCCGCUCAGUGCAGAGUGGUGCGGGUCUUCGCGCGAUCGACAUCAGCGCUUUGUUUAUGCGGGAAUGCACGAGGCGAUGGCGCGAGUCCGACCACGAUGGAGCCACGCCAGCUUUGAGCUCGCCAACAGUAUUAGAGAUUCCGUUCUCGGACCGGCAUUGGAUGCAGCAGGGUUCGAAUGAUUCUCCGGCGUUUAGAAACGGACUCCCGAGUCACAUUUUCCCAGUCUCGGAGGACGUGGGUCGCAAGAUCGAGUUCGCGGUUCGCAUCGGCAUUCCGGACGAGCCAUCUUUCCCUAAAGUGCUGUUGCAGUUUGAAGCCGCGACGCAGGAAUAUGCGGGCUGGGUCCAGCCGCCGCUUUCGCCCGCUCGCUCGUACGUACCGCCCACUACGACUACUGGCCCGCCGAUAAGUGGAGAAAUGUGUCAGACGGCGCCCCUCCUGACCCUAGCCCACUGGGGUUCGAGCCAUUUUCUGGUAAGCGAAAAUGGGGCGAGCGGGUUGAUGCGUGACGGUUCUGCGGCCGCUGAAAAUCCCGCGUCUUCGAUGCAAAUCCAGUUUCAAGCGGACCCGAACAACCCGACCAGCCACGAUUACCAGAUCACGUGGCCUGGCUACCCAAACAUGGCCCUCAGCGUUUCGGAUGACGGAGAGGCCAAGUUGUCACUGUCUGCGAUGACCCUCCCGGUGCCACAGUCGCACCAGUGGCGUUUGACGCUGCACCCAGAUAACAGUGCAAAGCACCCAGGAUGUGGCGGUAUGACCGCUCAACUAUGCGUGACAAAUCUGAUGACUGGCAUGGCCCUGCUCAGUGACAGUGGCGCGAACGUCUACUUGUCUGGCACGGGUUGCAUCGCCGGAGAUCAGCGGUCCAGCUGGAUGGUGCGCCAUCAUGCGGACGAGCAGACGAACGGCUGCGGCGAAUGCAGUUUUCCAACGCCGCAGAAUACGGGCACCACGACGCCGGCUCCCUUUUUGGAGUGCAAUACGGGCGGAAGCGAGCCAAUCCGCGUGCAGCACGUAACGCCCGGUGACUACUCCCUCAUGUCCAAGGAGAUGAUGGGUGCUAUGGGACCCAGCUUCGAGGUGCAGGUCAUGAUGCGCAGCAUGAUGAGCCCACCUGAUGGCGACAAGCUGCGUUUCGAGCUGAUACCAAAAACGACCUACGAAUACCAAUUGCUCUUCGAAAGCAUGUCGAAUAAAGUUCUCGCUGUGGAGGCUUCGCCGUACAAUCUCGCAGUACAGGAACGAGAUCCAAACUUCGGGAAUCCGCCUCCAACACAGCGCUGGGCCGUUACGGAUAAUCCCAGCUAUGCGGACCACGGUGACUGCGGAAAACCCAUGUGGGUGUGCAUCAAGAACCUGGAAUCGAACCAAUUUCUAGCCUGGGAGAAAGGCCACUCGCAUCCCUACUUGAGUGGGACUUGCGACGGCUUUGGGCAGUGGGAGACCAGGCGUUACGACCAUGACGCCGAUAAAGCAUGUGGCGGAUGCCGUGUUACCGGCAAAGCCGCGGAAGCCAGCGGUUCGGGGCCAACGACUAUUGUGCCUGGCGCGACUACCAGCUCGAUGCCACCGACCACCGGCACGAUGUCCACCACCAACAUGUACGGGACCACCAGCUCGAUGCCGCCGUCGGCGACAACCAGUAUGUACGACGGGACUACCAGCGCGAUGCCGCCGACUACCAUGGCGCCGACUACCCAGGUGCCGACUACGCAGGUGCCGACUACGCAGGUGCCGACUACCCAGGUGCCGACUACCCAGGUACCGACUACCCAGGUGCCGACUACACUAACACCGACGACUACCCUGCCUCCGCCCACCGGGUGGAUCUGCAGCACCUCAGAUUCUUGGAUUCUAAUUUACGCAUCGAGUAGCAAACAAAACAACCUAGCAAUAUCGAAUAGUGGUACCGAACACCAUUAUUUAAAGGCGCGGACAGCGGUGUGGUUGAAGCCUAAAUGGCGAAGAUGGCGGUUGCGUAAGGUGAGCGGGCAGUAUAACAACUAUUACGUCCUCAAGGGGUAUCCGGAUAGCGGUGACUACUUUAACUUGAGAGUCAGGAGCACUGGUAAUGUCGAUAUAAAGGCCUCGUCAUCCACGGGAACCGGGAUUAGCGAGGAGUGGUGGGAGAUUACCGGGCACCCGAAUGGAGGUGACUACCUCUGCGUGCGCAAUGUGAGACGAGGCAGAUAUCUCGGGGACUCGGAUCAGAAAACAGGCGUCUCUGGAACAGGAGAAGAGGCGGAAUCCUUUAGCAGCUGCACUGCGAGUAAAACGCGAGUGCUAAUCACCGACUACGAGGACAAAAACGAGAAUCAGUGCUCUCCUUCGCGACGUGAACUCGACGAGAAGGAAAACAAAGACGAACUUGAUGUGGAACAAAAGGGAGGCAAGAAACUUGUGUCGGCCGGGGGUUCUGCAGCACCACCUCCCGCCAGAAGAGAGAAGCGGCAACUUUCCGGAGAGGGCCAGAUCGUAAGUUCCAAUCCCACCGGCGACCUCUCUCCAUCCUUUGUUUCUUCGUAUGGUGAGCGAAGCGGAAAUGUGCUGCGCAGUUAUUCGUCUUUCUCGAGCGACCGGGGCCCGACCUCUUGGACGGCCGCGCACGUGCGGCCGAGCGCUGUGCGGCUCCGCAUAGCUGGCGUGCGUGCACCGAGGAGGCACAUGCAGAGGCAAACGAAUCCGACGCUGCGCGCUUACCUGGAACAGCACCUUUCACAAGGUCAGCGCGCGCGACUAUUUGCGACUGAAAGGUCGCCUGCCUCGUUCCGUGUGGCGAAGAUGCGCAACCACGUGAGACACCAAGCCACUGAGGUCGCGGGAUCCCAAAAGAGCCACGACAUGUUUCAGGUACGCUAUUCUGAGGUCGAUUGCAUCAAUGUGCGGAGUCUCUGCACUUCGCCAAUGUCACCGGCUACGGGCGUCGCGCCCUGUGUGAAUGCUGUCAACGUGACCGUGAGCGUAACGUCGGAUGGCAGCACUGAGCAGCAACGGAUUUCUCUGUCUUCGGACCCGAGCACGGGGUUUUUGAAUCCGGACCACUACUGCUUGUUGCGCGAGAACCGCGC
This is a messenger RNA of Amoebophrya sp. A25, 37397 nucleotides long. Lineage: Eukaryota; Dinophyceae; Syndiniales; Amoebophryaceae. The record is from the annotation of a GenBank genome assembly.